AUGACCUCCUUACCCCACCAGGAUGCUCUAUAUGAGGAAAUCGACUACAAGCUGAACCGGCAGGGACAGUACAGCCAGUACAGAAAAGGGAGUCUGUCUGGGGAUGUUCUGGACUAUGAUGAUGUGAAGGAAGAUGGAGAGACCUCAGUUCCAGAGGGUCUGACGGAGGGUGAUCUGGGCUAUGAUGAUGUGAAGGAGGACAAAGAGACCUUAUUACCAGGGGGUCUGGCUGAGGGUGAUCUGGUCUAUGAUGAUGUCCAAGAGGAAGAUGAGACCUCAGUACCAGAGUUCAAGCAGCUGAGGCUGGUGAGCGAGCAGUUUGAGUGCGCAGGGAGAGCUGAGGUCUUCUACAACGGCACCUGGGGGAGCAUCUGUCAAAACCGCAUGGACCCUCACACAGCUUCACUGAUAUGUCGCCAGCUGAACUGUGGGGAUUUUGAUAAAUUUUAUACCCCUGACGAUGGGUCAGGUAAAAGAGAUAAACCAGCCGUCACCAGCCCAAGGCCUUGUACUGAAGACCCAGAUCAGCCCCACUGUCCAGAGACAGACAGGCUGCGGCUCAUGGGAGGGGUCAGUAACUGCUCUGGCCGGGUGGAGGUGCUGUACGGGGGCUCCUGGGGGACGGUGUGCGAUGACUCCUGGGACCUGCGGGACGCCCAGGUGGUGUGCAGGCAGCUGGGCUGUGGGGAGGCAGUGAGCGCUGGGACAGAGGCCUCCUGGGGGGAGGGGAACGGGACGGUGUGGCUGGACGAGGUGACCUGCAGGGGCAGCGAACUCCACCUGUGGGACUGUGAGCACGCCGCACUGGGGCAGAGCGACUGCCGCCACAAAGAGGAUGCAGGAGUGUCCUGUGCCAAGCCAGAGAGGAUAAAACUGUCCGGGGGUCCCAGCGCCUGCUCUGGCCGGGUGGAGGUGCUGUACGGGGGCUCCUGGGGGACGGUGUGCGAUGACUCCUGGGACCUGCGGGACGCCCAGGUGGUGUGCAGGCAGCUGGGCUGUGGGGAGGCAGUGAGCGCUGGGACAGAGGCCUCCUGGGGGGAGGGGAACGGGACGGUGUGGCUGGACGAGGUGACCUGCAGGGGCAGCGAACUCCACCUGUGGGACUGUGAGCACGCCGCACUGGGGCAGAGCGACUGCCAGCACAGGAGGAGAGCAGGGGUUCGCUGUGCUGAUCCUCCAAAGCCCAGACCAGCCCCUCAGGCUCCAGGAGGCCAGUCCUCUCUGUGGACAGUCUGCAUCGUCCUGGGAGCUCUGCUGUUCGUGGCUGCUGCCCUGGCCUGUGGGCAGAGACAGAGGAACAGAGCCCUUCAGAAAGAGAUUGCUCAAAGAGAAAUUACCUCCUUACCCUACCAGGAUGCUCUGUAUGAGGAAAUCGACUACAAGCUCUACCAGCAGGGACAGUAUAGACAGCUCAGAAAAGGGAGUGAUCUCUCUGGAGGGCUGGACUAUGAUGAUGUGGCAGAUGAGGACAGUAAAACUCCAGGAGGUCUGACUGAGGGUGAUCUGGACUGUGAUGAUGUCCAAGAGGACAACAGGACCUCAGAACCAGGGAAAGUCCUGUCUGGAAGAGUCUCCCCAGAACCUUCACUCCUGGGUGACAAUGAAUACGAUGAGCCCUAUGAGCAGAGCAAGUGACCCCCUGAGCCACAGCAACUCUCCAGACACAGCAGACCUGCAGCAGACAGCAUGACCAAUGGACAGGGCUGAGGAGAGACAGGACAGGACUGUGGAGAUAUGGAUGCCUAGUGGUUACUCAGCUUUUUCAAGAAUGUUCAAUGGAAAUUCAUCCUUUCCAGUUUCAA
Lepisosteus oculatus (spotted gar) is the source of this 1802-nucleotide messenger RNA. NCBI's taxonomy places the organism in Eukaryota, Metazoa, Chordata, Actinopteri, Semionotiformes, Lepisosteidae. The record is from RefSeq and is a predicted model, not a curated record.